AUUACUGUUUCACAGCUUCACCAACCCCUCUCUCUCUCUCUCUCUCUCCUAGUAAGAUACCAGACCAACCAAAAUGGAUUAGUCCCUUAUUAAAAUAAGAUAAGUACCUUAAAUCUAAGAUUACAAAACUGAGAAAAAAAAGUCGCCUCCUCAUCCGUCGGCGGGAGAAAAAUUCAGGGUAUGAUGUGGUUGAUGUGAAGACAACAAUCUUGGGGUUUUGAAUAGUUUGUGUACUGAAAAUUGUCUGAGAUGGAAGCAGCUAUUGCUCAAAGGUUUCAGUACCCAUCAUGGGUUGAUUGGAGAGAGUUUGAGAGGAAGCUGCCGCGUGGUUCAUUGCGGUAUCCUCAGCGAGCUAAGGAAGAGAAAAGGUUCAGGGGUCUUGCUUUGGCUCAUUUGCAACCUGAAAGAAGAAACAGAUCAGUUUCUUCAGAGGUUUCAUGUUCUGCUGAUAACUCUUCAGCAUUGUUGGAGGCUGGAAGUGUUUAUCCAUUUGAUGGAGAUUUAAUUCUCAAGAGAAAAGCAGAAGAGGUUAAACCGUUUUUGAAUGGACGAUCUAUGUACCUUGUUGGGAUGAUGGGUUCUGGGAAAACAACCGUGGGAAAGUUAAUGUCCAAAGCUCUUGGUUAUUCCUUCCUUGACUGUGACACUUUGAUUGAGGAGGCGAUGAAUGGAACUUCUGUGGCAGAGAUAUUUGAGCAUCAUGGAGAGAGUUUCUUUAGAGGAAAGGAGACCGAUGCACUAAAGAAACUCUCUUCGAUGUAUGAUGUUGUUGUUUCCACCGGUGGAGGUGCAGUUAUAAGACCCAUUAACUGGAAGUAUAUGCAUAAAGGAAUCAGCAUUUGGUUAGAUGUGCCUCUAGAAGCCUUAGCCCAUAGAAUUGCUGCCGUUGGAACUAAUUCACGACCAUUGUUACAUGAUGAAUCAGGAGAUGCAUACACAGUGGCUUUGAAGCGUCUUUCAACUAUUUGGAAUGAGCGCAGUGAAGCAUACUCAAAUGCAAAUGCCAGAGUAUCGUUAGAAAAUAUUGCAGCCAAGCGUGGCUAUAAAGAUGUCUCAGAUCUCACACCAACUGAAAUCGCCAUUGAGGCAGUUGAGCAAGUUCUGAGCUUUCUAGAGAAUGAAGAAACUAUGGAGAUCCCUGACGGUGACCUCUAAUUUCCCAGCCUCCUGUUCUCUGUCUCUUCAUUUAUCUGUUCAAUCAACUCAACGAAGCAAUCACCGGGCCAGGAAACAAGUUCAGAGACAAAGACGACCUCUAGUUACUGGUUCUGGGUCAUUGGAGCUUACAUUACACCAGCCUAAUUUUGACUGGAACAAUGCUUUGUUUAAAGAAGAUGCAAUAUGUGUAUAUAUAACUUAAUAAUACUCUUGCUGUUUCACUAUCAUUUUCCUUCUCUUUUCCUUGGAACAAAAUAUAGAAAAAGUAGCCGUAUUCGUCGUUUUGUUAA
Molecule: messenger RNA, 1448 nt
Organism: Camelina sativa (false flax)
Lineage: Eukaryota; Viridiplantae; Streptophyta; Magnoliopsida; Brassicales; Brassicaceae
Product: shikimate kinase 1, chloroplastic
Cellular component (GO): chloroplast; cytosol
Molecular function (GO): shikimate kinase activity
Source: RefSeq, a predicted model, not a curated record